GGCCGCACUCCAGGGCGUCUGUAAACACACCCAGAGACUGUCAUGGAGGGGGAGGAGGAGGCGGCGGCGGCGAGGGGAGGCGUUCUGGGCCGCCUCCAGGGUCCGCUCUGCCAUUCCUGAUCUGGUCCCUCGUCCCCGUGACUGUGGCAUCAGGGAAGCGAACUGUUUAGGCGAGAGGAAGAGGCAGUCAGAACCAUAUCCCCUUCUUCCCCGGGGCGGGGGCCGGGCAGAGCCGGCUGAGCCGGGGGAGGGCCGGGGGAGGGCGCGCCUGGCCGGGCCGGCCUGUCUGCCGAGAUGGAUGACAGCAAGGUGGUUGGAGGCAAAGUAAAGAAGCCCGGUAAGCGUGGUCGGAAGCCUGCCAAAAUCGACUUGAAAGCAAAACUUGAGAGGAGCCGGCAGAGCGCGAGAGAAUGCCGGGCCAGGAAGAAGCUGAGAUACCAGUAUUUGGAAGAGUUGGUAUCCAGUCGAGAAAGAGCCAUAUGUGCCCUCAGAGAGGAACUGGAAAUGUACAAGCAGUGGUGCAUGGCAAUGGACCAAGGAAAAAUCCCUUCUGAAAUCAAGGCCCUCCUCACUGGAGAAGAGCAGAGCAAAUCUCAGCAGAACUCGGGCCGGCACAGCAAGGCUGGGAAGGCGGAGGCCAACAGCGGGACCUGGUGAAGAUCAUCAAACAGUGAGAUUGAAGCCAGCGUUCUGAUUCCUAUGGAGGAAGAAUGGAUAAGAUUGUACUUCUUGGCUGUUUACUACCUGCCGCUCAGCAGUCAUCUCUGUAAAUCAGCAGUUGCCACCAAAAUGUGUGAUCGCAGUUCUCAACGAUCUUGCUUCAACUUGUAACACUUAGAAAAUGUACAUUCACAUGUGUUCUGGUUGGGAUUGCCACCCAUAUUUAACAUUUAAUAAUGCUUGAAGCCACAGUUGAGAAAAAUGGGUGAAGAUUGUAUUUUUGCACCUUAACUCCAUAUUGCUCUAUGGGUUAUUUAUACUCUUUCCAUGUCAUUGUAUGUGUGUAUGUGUUUUGGUGUCAGCAUCUUUCAUGUUUUUGAUUACCCUACAAAGAGAAACCCAAUAGGCUGGUUACUAAAUUCUCAGCCUUUAUGGACCUAAUCUUGUUUCUUUCUAUCUACCUGAGUAACAUUUGUUUUCUGCAUGAACCUUGAUUUCUCCUGUGAGCCAUUCCAGCAUAAGCUGUGAAUAUAUAUUAACAGAGACAUUUCUAUUUUUAUAAUCCACAAUGAUAUGCCUGUUUUAAAUAAUGCACAUGUUAUAGCCCAUCAGGAAAAUCCUUAAGACAGCCACUGUGUUAAACCUUUUUGCUGUCUCUUCAAACUAUAUUUAUAAAGUAUUUGUUAGGGCCAAAUCCAUACUUGGAGAUGAACUAGUCAGAAUUCUAUUUUUAACUAAGAAGUAACCUUUCAGGCAUUUCAGCAGCAUACGUUUUCUUGGCACACUAUAGCACAUGUGCAGACGUGUGUUUCUGUUGUCUAUCUGUGCACGUGGAGAGGACUAGCAUGAAUGUCCACACAAGUUUCUUGUGUAUUCAACUGAAUUAGACUUUUUUUCUGAAGAAAAUAGGAUGAAACUAGCUGCUGAGACUGAGUUUCUGCCUUGCAAUCUGGAACAAAACAAGGGACAAAUUGCAGGUGGAUGUAACGGUGAUAGCCAUGACCAGAACACUGAAUAUCUUCCUUUUCAAACAUGUUCUGAGCCAGGAACACACACACUAGGGCCGGGGCCUGGCUCAGCCCUGGCUGUGUAUCCUCUGGAGUGACACUCCGGGGCCAGAGUGGCACAUGGUCCCACAGCUGCUGGGCCUGGCAGGACGUGUGGAAGGGCAGAGGAGCUAUUUCCAGUCCCACCACAGUUAAACCCUGCUUACUGUGGUCCUGACUAGCAAAGUGGAGUGAAGGUAAAGAAUCAGGCUGGCUCUCUGAUACACUCGGAUUGGCCCAGGGAUCUUGAUUUCCUUAAGGAGACAUGUUAGCUCUGCCUUUGUGUUUCUCAUCAGGACUUGGGUUCUCUGUCGCUGCUAAAUUAUAAUGGUUUUCACUCUGAUGAAACAAGUAUUUGGUUUCCAAACAAGAUAAGUUUGAUUAUAAUCUGGCAGUUUCAGAGGAAACCUCUUAGCCUAGACUGUCUGCAGAGGUAGUAGAUGAGAUGGCCAAACACUUCCUCCCCUCUCUAUGGCCAUGCAUUUGACUAAAGGCCCUCCCUUGACCACAGUUCCUAAAGAGCUCUUCUUAGGCUGCAAACUCAGAUCACUAGGCUAGCCAAGUGUGACUACUGAUAUACCACUAGCCCAGUUUGUUGGGUCUCUGUGUUGUGGAAGAUUGGGGGUUUAAGAGUAUUUAAUGUCUUUUUAGGAUCAAAAGUACAGAUGAGGGAUUGUUGAAGUUCAGGCAUUCAGAUUGUAAUGGGUGUAGUUUUACCAUCUGGUCUACUCAAUUGUACAUUUUUCUGCAAAACAACCCAAAACUUAUUUUAUGUUGCUUUGUUGAGUAACUUUCAGGUUUCCCAAAAGAGUUGUUUCAAAGCAAACAUUCCAAAAUGAAUGUGGCUCUUCAAUGGAAUGCCUCAUUGUGCUUGAAGAAUUUCUUCUCUGAUUGUAAUUCUAAAUUACAGCACCACUUAAGCGUCUUCCCCUCGCCCCGAUAUCUUUACAAGAGCAGAGGUUUUAUCCUCAGGUAGAGGAUAUGUAAUUUUGGGUGAAACUAAAUUACUGUUCAUUUGCAUUUGUUCCUCAACCUAACUCUUUAGUAUUUUGGAGCAUAUCAAACCAAGAGAAAGUUCCUUGGUCUUUAAAAAAGGAAGGCUUUGAUUGCUUUGGGUUAUUGUGCUAUCUACAUGCUUUUCCACUUGGAAGCAUAUUAAUAAAUGUCACUGAUGAAAGCAGCUGGAACAUAUCCUUCCCAUUCUGGUUGGAAAUCCUGCCGCUUACCUGUGAUGACACCAAUGUUGCUGGGCGAGAACAGCGGGUCAGAAAGAACGGGUGAGUGCAGGAGAAGCUGCUGCUCUCCUCACUCCAAGUCACCAGAACACUGUGUUCUCUGCCUGGCUUCCCCGAAGAUAGCUAAGGGAGAGAUGUGUUUGUGUCCAAGCGUGUUGUCACUGUUUUAGAAUCAACCUGACCUUAAAUUAGAGCAGGUGAAUAUGGAAUACAUUUGACUAUUCAAG
Messenger RNA from Ochotona curzoniae (black-lipped pika), 3168 nucleotides. RefSeq names its product cAMP responsive element binding protein like 2 (gene CREBL2). The record is from RefSeq and is a predicted model, not a curated record. Gene Ontology annotation, biological process: regulation of DNA-templated transcription. Gene Ontology annotation, cellular component: nucleus. The transcript has 4 exons. Lineage: Eukaryota; Metazoa; Chordata; Mammalia; Lagomorpha; Ochotonidae. Gene Ontology annotation, molecular function: DNA-binding transcription factor activity. Bases 295 to 657 code for a protein of 120 amino acids.